UAUUGACAGCGGGUUACAGUGAUAUUCUACGGGUACAGCGGGAAUGGCUUCUGCAACUUAUACCGUUAAAUGCAGACGUUAUCGAUGAUCAAGAAAAAACGGAAAUUCCAAAUAUAUAAGAGCGAGGAAAAUCUGACAAAACCGCAACAUCUCCUUGUUGGUUUCCGGGCACCUCUCGCCAACUCGAAGCGUCAAGAGCCCUAGACAAGCAUCUGGCAUGAAUUCUGCAUUCAAGCGCUAUUCGUGCGUUUACAAGAUAUCUCUAUGGACGUUACUACUUGCCAACUACACGUUUUCUUCAGCAGCUCCUAACGGGGCAAAGGCCGGUGUUAGCUACAUAAUCUACAAGAAUGGGAUCGGCUUAGCCCCCCUCCAGACAUGGAAGUCCCUAUCUACGGGGAGCUUGACGCAGUGUGCCAUGAUGACCUCCAGAUUGGAUUCCGGGUUCUUCAGCUUCAGCGUCGCCGGAGAAGGCAACGGCUCCGCAAGUUGCCGCAUCCUCGCGCCGCCCGUAGUGAAUCUCUGCGGCGAUUUCAUAACGCACGAGACCUUUUCUUCCGUGUGGAAAUUGCAGGGUUACUCGACGAGUGUGAAAGUAGGGAACGACGGCAAUAUAACCCAAGAAGCUCCAGGGCAAUGCAACCCGUUGGGAGAGGUCAACAACGAGGACCAAGGAGAUACCACUGGAGACAAGGGAAGCACAGGCAAAUCAGAAUCAGAAGAAAACGGAAACACACAGACAAGCGGUGAGCAAGAAACCAGCAAUACAGACAACAGCGCAGCCACAGACAGCAAUGAUGCAACCACAGAAACCAGCAGCGUAUCCACAGGCACCAACAACCAAGCCAACAGAAACACCAGCCACGUCAGCCACAGACCCAACAACGCAUGCCAACGAGCACCAAUGCAAUCGCAGCACAGACACCAACAACGCAGCCACAGACACCAGCAUCGCAGCCACAGACACCAACAACGCAGCCACAGACAGCAAUGA
Molecule: messenger RNA, 994 nt
Organism: Macrobrachium nipponense
Lineage: Eukaryota; Metazoa; Arthropoda; Malacostraca; Decapoda; Palaemonidae
Exons: 5
Coding region: 218-994 (258 amino acids)
Source: RefSeq, a predicted model, not a curated record